Molecule: messenger RNA, 4419 nt
Organism: Leishmania braziliensis MHOM/BR/75/M2904
Lineage: Eukaryota; Euglenozoa; Kinetoplastea; Trypanosomatida; Trypanosomatidae
Exons: 1
Coding region: 1-4419 (1472 amino acids)
Source: RefSeq, a predicted model, not a curated record
AUGGGCAUCGAUCGGUGCAGGGGUGAAGCCAAAGAAAUGCAAAGCUGCGGCGAGCACAAUGAGCCGUGGCGCUGCGACGACGUACUGCUAUGCGUCUCCAGCGUCGAAUGGAUUGCCAAAAAUGUCUUCCUUGUUGGCGUACCGUCGUAUAGGCGAAAACUAAGCUGUGAACUGACAGCAGUAGAUGUGCCGCGUGGCACUGCUUUGGAGCUGAUGAACACCAUUGCAGCCGUCUUGAGAAGAGUUAAUGAUGCGAUGCGUAUUUACCUGCGACAAGACUUUUAUAGUAACUUUCCAUUAGAAGGCUACGGUGAUGUGCUCUUCUCUGCAGAGUCGCGGUAUGACCGAACCGAGGAACUGCACUGGUGUUCCUUGCAGGAGACCCUCGUGCGUGCCGGGGUAGCGUGUGUCGUGCGUCCUAGCGUGGUGAGGUUCGAUGCGCUACUGGAGGCAGAGUUACACGCGGACGUAAAUGGUUCGGAGUCCACGUGGCUCUCGCAGCUGCAAAGGCGUGAGCGCUCUGCUCUCUUUUGCGCGGUGCGCCGGUGCGUUGUCGAGGAUGUGAUGCGAGGCGAUGUGUACCGCGUUUCGUGGAUGUCCGCGGAUAAGUGUGACGACGCCGUGACUCUUCCUCCGCUUCUCAUUCUUGAUGCCACUGUGUGCCAGUUGCCGUCGACAGUGAAAGGAUUUGCGGCAAUGCGGUGGGCGCAGACUUCUCUUCUCCACCGGGAGCUGCUCGUGCACGUGCACGCGGUCUUUCCCAGUGACAAGGACAUUGCGUACAACACCCAACUCGAGAUGUACGAGUACCUCGCCAAUGUCCGUGGGACGGCUUGGGUCCUGUGCGAGAGUACUGGGGAGGAGAGUCACGGCACCGAUGUUGGGGAGGUGUUGGUCUCCCUUGGACUCGGAUGGAUUCGGCGUGUUGCCGAUGCCGGAGUGCCGCGGUCAAGCAAUCUGUUGUCGCUCUGCCGCUCUGUUGGCAUCUCUGCAACACAGGCGCUAUCGCGCUCCUUCGCGAGCAACGGCUCUGGGACCGGAAAUGAGGAGGUGGCACUCCCCGCCAACGUUUGUGCAGAUCUGGCACUGGCGUUACGCCUCCUACCUGGCGCCGUUGCUGGGCUGCUCUUGUUUAACGGUGAGUGGUGGAGUCACGCUUUCUUGUACUGCGGGGCCAGGCAGCGAGUGCCACCGACGUGCGAUGUUGAUCAAGCUCCAGGUGCCACACGCAAGCUCUGGAAGACGGUGCUGUGGUGUGGCGAUAUCCACAAAGACCCCAAUGACGAGCCGCUUGUGUACAUGCACCGCCCGAUGCGCACUCUCUUCCCGCUUACUGGCUUGGCGGUGGGUCGGGUGCGACUGCAAGGGUAUUUGGAGGGGGCCGCUCUGCUCCGGUGCUGCAAAGGAGCGAGGGCGUUUCUGCAGGUCGAAGUGACGACGAUAGCGACCGCUGCCGAGUGGAAGAAGCGACGCUAUGAUGCUGGCUACAGAGACUUGUGUAUGGUGAACUUCUACCCCACCCCUGACGAGAUAAUCUUUUCCCCCAGCGUCAAUGUCUUCAUCUCGGCAGCAGGAAUGAGCGAGAACGCAGAGACGCGACUGCGAGUCUCGUGCAGUCAUUACCUGGCCGAGGCAUUUCUGCUGUCUCAGCACACGCCAUCAAAAGACUGGGUUGUCACCGAGGGGGAGCAAUACGUAGCGUCGCUCUCCCUCAAGGGUACAAACGGCAGUCCGACAGUCUUCGUCUUGGAUGUGGUAGUGGAGAAGAGGGACGAGUGCGCCAUGAUGUGGACACAGUGUGGCUCUGAUAGAGCCGUUUACUCGCUCUCGCUGGGUACCAGCACUGAGGUGAGUAACUCGAUGGAUGACAAAGAGGCCGACGGCGACAUGGACGAGUACAUUGCAGAGAAAAACACCGAUAACUCAGCGACGAGCAAACGGAAAGGUGUGCUUGUGGUCCCUUCCCUUGUGCAUUUCCUGUCCAAGCUGAGCUUGUUCUUUGAGGUGGAUACUCGCCAACUGGAGGAUGACAACAGCACUCGCGCACCCCUCUUUGCACGCAUCCAACGUGCCUUUUCAGAUCUCCUUUACGAGGAUGUGCUGGUUCUGCCUGUGGGUGUGGCCGAAGUGAAUGGAGUUCGCGGCUUGGUUGGCGAUCUGCUGUUCCCAAGCGAGCCGGUGCCGCGAGCCACUGCGCAGCCACUGCAGGCCCGCACAGAGCCUCUGUUUCACCGAAGUCUGCUGAGCUGCAUUGGGAGGACGUGGUGGUGCUCUGGCGCAGCGGCAACAGCAGCACCUGCUACGACACCCUGGCCCAUGAGUAGUGCCGUCUACGAGGCGGUGCAGUCGAGCUUCGACGUUGCACUGGAGGCGCUGGCAAGAGAGGAGUGGACCGCCCGCCUGGGAUUACAGCAGGAGGUGGAGUGGCAGCUAGAACUGUUGGAGCAGCAGGCGCGAAACUGUUUCCCACUUUAUAACCUGUCGGAGACACUCUUGUUCGACAAAGAGCCUGCGCCCUCAUUGCUGAGGCCACAUCCGUGUCUCUGCCUUACUGCUGGCGAGCCUUUACUGUGGUAUGACAGCGCAACAGGGUGUCCCCGGCUCUCUCUGUCGAAGGAACUCUUGCCUCCUACCGUACCACUCUCCCUCUUCGCUGUACGACCGCGUGAGCUCUUUUUCAACUCCACCAUUCGAAAGAAGGCGGUUGUUCAGUGCACUGACGUGCCUCUCCAGCGAUCGGUGCCGGAGAAGGCUUAUGAACAGCUGGACUGGGCUUUCAUGCGAUUGAAGUUUCCCAACCUGCCUAACAUCAUGCACUCUGACUGGGAGCGACUUCCCCUUUCUCUGCGCAACACAGAGCGGGCCCUGUGCGACAGUAUUGUUCGCAAUGCUGUAUUGACGAACGAGGUACCGGACAUGCUCUACGCCAACGAACACAUCUUCUCUUUGUUGUUGUCCUACCUCGCCUAUCUGCAGGCCACGUCGAAACCUGUCGCGGCCGAGGACGCGGCGAUGACUGACCCAGGCGUUGGGCUCGCAACUGUCUACAGACUACUGCAGCAAUACUCUGCCUCUUUUCUGGAAGAUUGCCGAUCGUCCAUGAGCUUCUCGGCGACGCUGUUUGUGCUACCGUCCUUCAAGGCUCACGGUGACACGCCCGGUGUACCACCCAGGCGCCCGCUCUUCUUGGGGAAAUGCGACAACUACGCAACGGAUGUCUUUGAAGUGCCGUUGGCCGACAACGCAAGUCCGGAAAUUGUUGCCUUUCCAGUGCGGCAAGAUGUUACACUUGCCUGCGUGUCAGCGCUUGGUGUGGAGGCACUGGUGCAGCCGUGCGGCGAACCCCGAGUGUGUGAAACCUGCACGAGCGUCGACUCCGGCGUGGAGCCGGAAAAGCUGCGAACCCUCGGCGGUAGCAGUCUGGCGUGGGGUAUGGCCACAGAGGGCAGUACGCCGGUCCUCUAUCAUCCCUUGCCGUGGUUAGCCGUACUUGGCGCUCCGUUGGUGGAGCAUGAUGAACUUACUCCAGAUGCCCUCGGCCGUCUUGGAUUGGAGCACAACAUAUUUGCCGACGUCACUGCGGCGACACAGCCGACCUCAACAACGAUGACACGGCGGGUGGUGGGACUGCGCUACCGCUGCAUCUCUAAGUUUUCGCGAAAGAACCUGUACAAGAGUAUCUCAUAUAGCCGCGUAUCGAGCAGCGAAAUGUACAGCAUCCUCCUGAAUGAUCGUAAGCGAGGGGCGGAGAUACAGACAUACAUGUCCUUGCUGCUGCGCAGGAGAAGUGCCAGCGGAGCGUGGGAGGGAAACGACAACGCCUCGUCUGCUUUCCCAGAUGGAGAGUUGACAGUGUACGGCCUGCCAUCACAGCCGCUGUACGUGCACUACCGCUCUCGCGCGGAUCUCCGCUUUACCCUCAGCACCGUGUGCGCCCCACUUCGGAAAGAAGUGCUGAAAGUGGAAGAGGUACGCCAUGUACGCGGCACGUCAAAUGCCAUGAUGGAUGAGGUGGAAACGCGACUGCUCUCCUUGUAUGCCGAGGCUGCUGCAGGUUUUCUGCGGCGCAUCUAUCAACGAGUCCAGAAGGAGCAAGUGCCGAGUGAGCCUGUGAAGCAGGUGUUCCUCAGAUUCUUACUGCGAUGUCGUGACGAAGCAGUGGAUCCCUACAUGGCCAUUAAGGUUUUCCCGGUUUACCAACACGACAGCGAGGGGAUGCAGCGCGUCAUUGAUCACGCAGACAUUUGGCAACGGCACUCCAUCUCGCAGGGUAACCCACACCGCCCCUUUUCGCGCUACAGGUGUCUGCACGGCCGCUUGGCGCUGGCAGAGCUUCACGUCACCUACGACGCGGCAACCAACGCUUUUUGCGCGAAGUGGAACGAGGCGUAUGAAAAAAAGCCUGCCUCGCACUCCUAA